This is a messenger RNA of Arabidopsis thaliana (thale cress), 1326 nucleotides long. It is a transcript of the gene PAP11, whose product is annotated as purple acid phosphatase 11. Gene Ontology annotation, molecular function: hydrolase activity; metal ion binding; acid phosphatase activity. Lineage: Eukaryota; Viridiplantae; Streptophyta; Magnoliopsida; Brassicales; Brassicaceae. The record is from RefSeq and is marked reviewed. Gene Ontology annotation, cellular component: extracellular region. Bases 1 to 1326 code for a protein of 441 amino acids. The transcript is spliced from 7 exons.
AUGGAGUUGAGUCACUUAGCACUUGUUUGCGCUGCGAUUGCAUUCUCAAGCAUCUUUGUCGUUAGUCAAGCUGGAAUCACCAGUACUCAUGCCCGAGUAUCAGAACCUUCUGAAGAAAUGUCACUAGAAACAUUUCCUCCUCCUGCCGGUUAUAACGCUCCUGAACAAGUUCACAUAACACAAGGAGAUAAUGCGGGUCGAGCUAUGAUCAUUUCGUGGGUAAUGCCAUUAAAUGAGGAUGGUUCUAACGUCGUUACAUAUUGGAUCGCCAGUAGUGAUGGUAGUGAUAAUAAAAAUGCUAUAGCGACAACUUCGUCCUAUAGAUACUUCAAUUACACAUCUGGUUAUCUUCACCACGCCACCAUAAAAAAACUUGAGUAUGACCCCUCCAAAAGUCGGUCCAGAUGUUCCCUACACAUUCGGUAUUAUAGUGAUCUUGGACAAACUUAUGCCUCUAACCAGACAUUGUACAACUACAUGUCGAAUCCAAAAGGCCAAGCAGUGCUUUUUGUCGGAGAUUUGUCCUAUGCUGAUGACCAUCCCAACCACGACCAAAGAAAAUGGGAUUCAUACGGCCGCUUUGUGGAACCAAGCGCCGCGUAUCAGCCUUGGAGUUGGGCUGCAGGGAACUACGAGAUAGAUUACGCCCAGAGCAUAAGCGAGACUCAACCCUUUAAGCCAUACAAGAAUCGUUACCACGUUCCUUACAAAGCCUCCCAAAGUACAUCUCCACUUUGGUACUCAAUCAAACGAGCCUCGACUUACAUCAUCGUACUCUCUUCUUACUCAGCUUAUGACAAGUACACACCGCAGAACUCGUGGCUCCAAGAUGAGCUCAAGAAAGUUAACCGAUCAGAGACUUCAUGGCUGAUUGUUCUGGUUCACGCUCCAUGGUACAACAGCAAUAAUUAUCACUAUAUGGAAGGUGAGAGCAUGAGAGUUACGUUCGAGCCAUGGUUCGUCGAAAACAAAGUCGAUAUCGUCUUUGCUGGUCAUGUUCAUGCCUACGAGCGAUCAAAGCGCAUAUCCAACAUUCAUUACAAUAUCACUGAUGGAAUGAGUACUCCGGUGAAAGAUCAAAAUGCUCCGAUUUACAUUACCAUUGGAGAUGGAGGCAACAUAGAAGGAAUCGCUAACAGUUUCACCGAUCCCCAACCAAGUUACUCGGCGUUUAGGGAGGCAAGUUUUGGACACGCCCUUUUGGAAAUAAAGAACAGGACUCAUGCACAUUACACUUGGCAUAGGAAUAAAGAAGACGAGGCUGUUAUUGCAGAUUCUAUUUGGUUGAAGAAAAGAUACUACUUGCCGGAGGAGGAGACUGCUUAG